This is a messenger RNA of Exophiala bonariae, 468 nucleotides long. RefSeq lists its product as uncharacterized. The transcript has a single exon. The coding region runs from base 1 to 468 and encodes 155 amino acids. The record is from RefSeq and is a predicted model, not a curated record. NCBI's taxonomy places the organism in Eukaryota, Fungi, Ascomycota, Eurotiomycetes, Chaetothyriales, Herpotrichiellaceae.
AUGAAGAAUAAGUAUGGAGAUGGUGCGGAAUUAUUCCUGUGUGAUCUGGAACGGGCGUUGAGGAAAGGGACAGAGGGCUUGCGUGGGGAGGAAGAAUCUAUUGUCGGUGAUGGAGAUGGGGAUGUGGACGACGAUCAAAAACUUACUCAUGAAGACGAAAAUGACGACCAAGACCAGGCUCGCACAGAACGUAAUCUCAAACUCUCACGAACCAUCUCGCCAACCUUUGUCGUCGCCUAUCAACCUCAACUGACACAACCUGUCUGGGACACGGUGGAAAAGGAUGGACACCUCGAACUGUUGCCCCCGGAGAUCACGAUUGAUGUCAGGCGAGGUGGCGACGCUGUCGACGUUGGCGAUGCAUGGUUCAUCACUGUAUACUACUACAUCUCCUUGUCGUUGUUGGGAAUUUUGGUGCUGGCUUACUCUCUGGUUUUCACGUCAAUCAGUCUUAAUAGCAUUUCUUAG